Coregonus sp. 'balchen' is the source of this 4533-nucleotide messenger RNA. Lineage: Eukaryota; Metazoa; Chordata; Actinopteri; Salmoniformes; Salmonidae. The record is from the annotation of a GenBank genome assembly.
AUGUCUGCAAAAUUGGAAGGGUGAUUCUAGCUGAUGUUAGACCCAAUUGUUCCCAGGAGAUUUCAAAAUUGAGGAAACUUGUCUUUGAUCUUUUCGGGGAGAUUUGGGAGCUUUCUGUGAAGUCAAGAGUAUUUUGAUAGAGCUUUUCUUUAUUUGGUUUGUCUUUAGUAUAGUUUCUCCACCCUGCUACAGGUGGAAACAGGGUGACCCAUGUUAUCUACUGAAUGCUGACUUAGCUUCUGGGUCACUGUUGCUGCGUUUACACAGACAGCCCAAUUUUGAUAUUUUUUUCACUAAUUGGUCUUUUGACCAAUCAGAUCAUCUCUGAAAAAGAUCUGAUGUGAAAAGAUCUGAUCUGAUUUGUCAAAAGACCAAUUAGUGGAAAAAAUAUCAGAAUUGGUCUGCUUGUGUAAACGCAGCCUGUGCAGUCCGAUCUGAUUACAGACUGCAGGGUGAAUAGCUGCAGACCCAGACUGGAUCACUUUCCAGCACAAUGCAUUAUUAAUCUAAGGGAUAGAUGACACAGAAACUCAGGGUUUAUCAGGCCAUGCUGUAGCGUAGCUUCACUGUGCACUGUUCAGAGUAAAGGCACAGCGGUAACACGUUACUUAAAGCAUGCAGGUAUAAUGCUUAUAACUUGUUGUAAGUAUGUUUAAGCCUUUAUAUUGUCUUACAAUUAAGUCUCUCUAUGUAUAAAAAUGCCAACUUAGAUUAUCAUAAACUCUUGAGUCUAUAGCUUUCAUGAUUAGGUGCUGGGACAUGCACGUUCUUUGGACAAUUUACCAUUGGGCAGUUUUCUAGGAAUUGUAUAAAAAAUGCAGUAUGUGUGUUGAAAUUAUCAUGGAAUGCACUUUAUUUUGUUUUUGUUUUUUAUUUGUUCAAUAUAAACCUAGUAGUUGAUGUGAAGUUAUGCAAUGCACACUUUAAGUGAAUACAUUGGCAAAACAACAAUAUUGCUUGAGAAAUGUAUGUCAUUGAAACACAAUGAUCUAACAAUAGCACAUAACAUGAUGAGAUAUUUCGGUAACAAUUUACUUGACAUCCGGCGUCAUAACACGUUAUGACAUGGUCAUAACCUGUCAUAAUAUGGUCAUAACACUGUCAUGACACAUAUGUAGACCUGUUGUGACAUAUAUAGUGUUCUUUUAUGGCUGGUAAUGACCCCUACAUAAGAUUGUCAAAACCCACGAAACCUACCACACAAGGCAAAACAUUCCAUUACACCAUAGCCUACUUGUCAACUGUUUGUUUAUGUUAUAUAACAUUUUCCGUAAUUGACCAUAUUAAAUUAUCAUUGUAAUUGGGUGUACAUUGAUGUCAUACAUGCACCUACCCCAAUGCUCUGUUGCUGAUGACUGGGAUGAAUGCAGGAGCAGAUUUCAGGAGCAGGACAAGACACCCUCUUUGUGACUGAUGACUGACAUAAGGGCAUGUACGUGAUAGGCCUAUCUGGCUUAUAUGAUUAUGAUGGUCAUAAUGCUUCUUGGCAGUGUCAUAAAGUGUAUUUUCUUAGUCCAAGUAAAGUGACACAGGAUGGUCCUAAUUCUUCUUGACAGUGUCAUAAAAUGUAUUUUCUACAAGCUUUUAAAAUUUGAUGAAAAAAACAUGACUGUGAAGAAUUCAUUACAACAACAACAAAGGAAUUAAGAAACAAACUUUCAAAUGAAAGGAAACUUAUUUGCAGGGAAAAAACACAUUUGAAUAAAUGUGGGUUUGACGCUCUUAUGUAGGUGUCAUAACCAGCCAUAAAAUAAUAUUGUGUUAUGUUUUAUCACAACAGGUGUAAAUAUAUGGGUCAUGACAGUGUUAUGACCAUAUUAUGACAGGUUAUGACAAGUUAUGUCAACUGUUGUGACAUUAUGACAUGGUUAUGACCAUGUCAUAACGUGGUAGGUGCUGGGUGUCAAGUAAAGUGUUACCCAAAUUUCAAUUAAGCCUAGAGAUAACCAAAACGUAUUGAACAGAGUGGAUGUCUAAGAGUUGUUCCAUUACCGGAGGCACACAAUGUCCUGAUUGGAAACAGCCAUCUGACUGAGCUGCUGUGUGUGUUCCCAAAUAAUUGGCCACAGGAGACAGUGGAUCCAAGGGACUAGCACAAUCCAUGUCAAUUAUAAAGUUGAGGUCAUCGAUGAACCAUAAUCUUAGAAGAUUUCAGGACUGCCAGUCCAUUGUUUUGGUACACUGGAUAACUUCAACUUAUUUUUCCUUCAGAUAACUUCUAUUUGGAACCAUGGUUGGCAAACAGGGGAGGCAAUGGAGGUCGUUGUGCAAAGGCCUUGUCCUGGGUACCCUACUCACUAGCUGUAUGAUCCUGCUCUACUGCCUUUCUGGGCCACAGGCCCAAUUCAACCUGCCUGAGUAAGCAGGGGAUGUUGGUGCAAUGGUUGGGCAUCCUUUGCAGUAGAUAACGCAUCAACAACAUUCAGUAGCAUUAUACAGUGCAUUCUGAAAGUAUUCAGACCCCUUGACUUUUCCCCAAAAAAAAUUACGUUGCAGCCUUAUUCUAAAAUGGAUAAAAUUACUUUUUUCCCUCAUCAAUCUACACACAAUACCCCAUAUUGACAACGCGAAAACAGGUUUUUCUAUUUUUUUGUGGAAAUGUCUAAAAACCAGUUUUCGGUUUGUCAUUAUGGGGUAUUGUGUGUAGAUUGAUGAUGGGGGGGGGGGGACAAUUUAAUUCAUUUUAGAAUAAGGCUGUAACGUAACAAGAUGUGGAAAAAAGGAAGGGGUCUGAAUACUUUCUGAAUGCACUGUAUAUGAUAUAGCCCACAGAUGAUACAGAUAACUUUAUUUGCCAUAUUAAUGAUUGUAGUAAUCUACUGUACUAUGAGAGGCAAAAGGAGUUUUGCAGUCUUCUACAACAUUGCAUAAUAGUAAAUCAGUCUAUAAUGUUGGUAAUUUCAUAAUGUGUUGUAUUUGUACGCUUACUCUCCAUAGGGGUCCAGUGCCUUACUCCUGUGCCCAUCGACCUGCUCAAGCCCACACCAGACUUAUCACAAACAGCUCCCACCAUGCAGCGGGGCAGACAGGCAUCUGCACUCCCAAAGUGGACAUCAUGUUCAUGAAAACCCACAAGACAGCCAGCAGCACGCUCCUCAACAUCCUCUUCCGAUUUGGAGAAAAGCACCGGCUAAAGUUUGCCUUCCCAAACAGCCGUAACGACUUCUUCUACCCCUCUCCAUUCCAGAGCUCCCAGGUCAAGGACUACAGGCCUGGCAUGUGCUUCAAUAUCAUCUGCAACCACAUGCGCUUCAAUGCACCUGAGGUGGCCAAGGUGCUCCCUACAGACACCUCCUACAUCACCAUCCUCAGAGACCCGUCUGAGCUCUUUGAAUCCUCCUUCCACUACUUUGGCCGCCUGGUGCCCAUGACCUGGAAAAUACCAGGCGAGGACAAGGUGGGGGAGUUCCUGCGCGACCCCCGCCACUACUUUGACCCCAAUGGCUUCAACUCCUUCUACCUCAAGAAUCUGCUGUUCUUCGACUUUGGGCAGGACAACACUCUGGAGCUAGGCGACCCGCGGGUGGAGGAGGGCAUCCGGGCCAUCGCAGGCCGCUUCCAGCUGGUCAUGUUGGUGGAGCACUUUGACGAGUCCCUCAUGCUGCUCAAGGAUGCCCUCUGCUGGGAAAUGGACGACCUGCUCUUCUUCAAGCUCAACGCCCGGAAGGGCUCCACCGUGUCCAAACUGACCCCGGAGCUGAGGGCCAAGGCCCUGGAGUGGAACGCCGUGGACUGGAGGCUUUACCAACACUUCAACGCCACCUUCUGGAGGAAGGUGGAGGCAUACGGACGCCAGCGGAUGGCCGACGAUGUGGCGGAGCUCCAGAGGAGGAACGCAGAGAUGGCGGCCGUCUGUAUCGAGGGAGGCCAUGCUGUGGACGCAGGGAGCAUCCAGGAGACAGCCAUGCAGCCCUGGCAGCCCAUCGGGGAGAAGUCUAUCAUGGGCUACAACCUGAAAAAGAAUGUGGACAAGGCCCACCGCAAGCUGUGCCUUAAGAUGCUCACCCCAGAGCUGCAGUACCUGACAGAGCUGGGGGUCAACCUUUGGAUCACUAAACUGUGGGGUCAUGUGAGAGACGUUAUCAACUGGUGACUAGAGGGUCACUAGAGAGACACGAGCAAGAGGGGCCAAGAGAGCAUGGCUGUGGCUGUGUGCCUGCUUGUGUGAGAGCCCCUAUUGGAUCGCAUAUGACCUCCAUGGCCUGAAUGCCUGCAUAAGAUCAUAGGGGGUUUUGUUUUGCAUAGCCUCCUCAAUCAUCGCAUGAUGAACUCUUCCUCUGUGUCAGCAGUAUUGACUUGUUUGCCUUAAAUAGAGUACAUGUUUGUAGUAUGUAAUGUACCUGACAGGUGCUUGAGAACCGCAACGUUUGCGUUAGAAUCUGAAGAUAAGCAUACCUCUUUAAAACGUGUUUGUGUUUAUAGGUAUAGCAUACUGAAUACCCUUUAUACCCUCAGCCCUGCCAAUCUUAGAGUAUUUUUUAAAUAAAGACUAAAUUAAAAAGAUGUCUGUUGAUUUGCUUUAUCAAGGUUGUU